CUCCAGCUGGGUCCGAUUACAGCGAGAGGGACGUAGGGCUCGUCCCCCCGAGGCAUAUCCGUCCUCAGGAGCCCCUCCAACUUAGCUCAAGUUAGGAGAACCCGGGGAGCGGGGCCGAGGGACGGGCGGGGGAGCCGAGCGCGCGCGGGUCUCGGGGCCAGGACAGCCUUCGCGUCAGCGGCGGCCGGCGGCCAACCAGAGUUUCCCAGCAACUUUCCUCAACGGUGGGUCGCCUCGGAAACUUGCCCGCCCCUGGCCCGGGAGUGCGGCCCUACUGGCCUUGCGCCGCCUGGGCCUGGGCCCUGAGUGCUGUGCGGAUAGGCGGAGGCGACGGCCGCAGAGGGGAAGCCCCGGCUUCCGAGCGCACGUCCAACUCUGGGUUUCCAGUGAAGGCUCCGCCCCGCAGCUGUCGGGGCGCGGCGAGGUCCUCUGAGGCCCCCCUAGCCUUUAGGUCCCCAGGGUUGGCGUGGGGGUGGGCGUAGGAUAGGAGGUGGAGUCAGACCGACUGAGUUCAAACCCUUGCGCCACCAGUUAACAGCUGGAAGACGGGAGGAAGUUCUUAAUGGCCCUGUGCCUCAGUUUCCUUCUCUAUAUGAUGGGAAGAACACCCCCUCUCCCGGAGAGCUUUUGAGAGCACUGCAUAAGGAGCUGACAGGUGCCUGCCAGGAGUCUGAACUAUGAGCGCCCCCUGUGGAGAGAGGCCCGUCAAGGCAGCCAGCCCGGCCAUGAGUUUUUGGGAGCCUGGGGACAGCCACAGCUGGCAGGGAACCUCCGGGCUGGCCCAGGAGCCGGCCACUGAGGAGGCAUCGGCUGCGGAGCUACAGAUGAAGGUGGACUUCUUCCGGAAACUGGGCUACUCAUCGACUGAGAUCCACAGUGUCCUGCAGAAGCUGGGAGUCCAGGCGGACACCAACACAGUGCUGGGCGAGCUGGUGAAACAUGGUCCAGCUGCCGAACGGGAGCACCAGGUCUCAUCAGACCCUUGCCCUCAGCUGCCCCUGGUGCCCCGGGGCGGGGGUACCCGCAAGACUGUCACUCUGGAGCCUUCACCCCCUGAAGAGGACAAGGAGAGCAGUGACCUGAGACCUGUGGUCAUUGAUGGGAGCAAUGUAGCCAUGAGCCAUGGGAACAAGGAGGUCUUCUCCUGCCGGGGCAUCCUGCUGGCUGUGAACUGGUUUCUGGAGCGAGGCCACACAGACAUCACGGUAUUUGUGCCAUCCUGGAGGAAGGAACAGCCCCGGCCUGAUGUACCCAUCACAGACCAGUACAUCCUGCGAGAACUGGAGAAGAAGAAGAUCCUGGUGUUCACGCCAUCACGGCGCGUGGGUGGCAAGCGGGUGGUGUGCUACGACGACCGCUUCAUCGUGAAGCUGGCCUUCGAGUCUGACGGGAUCGUGGUGUCCAAUGACACUUACCGGGACCUCCAGGGGGAACGGCAGGAGUGGAGGCGCUUCAUCGAGGAGCGGCUGCUCAUGUACUCCUUCGUCAAUGACAAGUUUAUGCCCCCCGAUGAUCCCCUGGGCCGACACGGGCCCAGCCUGGAAAACUUCCUGCGUAAAAAGCCACUCUCCUCUGAGCAGAGGAAGCAGCCAUGCCCCUAUGGGAGGAAAUGCACUUACGGGAUCAAGUGCCGAUUCUUCCACCCAGAGCGGCCAAGCUGCCCUCAGCGCUCCGUGGCUGACGAGCUCCGUGCCAAUGCCCGCCUCUCACCUCCCAGGGCCCCGGGCAAGGACAAGAGCGGCCGGCGGCCCUCGCCUUCGCCUCAGCCUGACUCACUGCCUGCAGAGGGUGACCAGUGCAGCACCAGCGGGAAGAAGCUGGGGGCCCGGGCAUCCCCAGGGCCCCGCCGGGAGGGUCUGACACAGACUUUUGCCCCAGCGGGCAGAAGCCUCCCACCUAGUGGGGGCAGUGGUGGAAGCUUCGGGCCCACAGACUGGUUCCCGCAGACCCCAGACUCCCUGCCAUACACCUCCCAGGAUUGCCUGGACUCAGGGAUUGGCUCCCUGGAAAGCCAGAUGUCAGAACUGUGGGGCGUUCGCGGAGGAAGUCCUGGGGAGCCAGGCCCCCCUCGGGGUCCAUACACUGGCUAUGGCCCCUAUGGAUCUGAGCUCCCAGCCACUCCAGCCUUCCCUGCCUUCGGACGGGCCAUGGGUGCUGGCCACUUUAGUGUGCCUGCUGACUACACACCCCCGCCACCCACCUACCCACCUCGAGAGUACUGGUCUGAGCCAUACCCACUGCCUCCACCCACCCCAGUCCUACAGGAGCCCCAGGUGCAGGGCCCGGGGGCUGAUGGGCGCCCCUGGGGUGGGGCAGGCAGCCUCGCUAAGGAGCGGGCCAGUGUAUACACCAAGCUGUGUGGUGUCUUCCCCCCACAUCUGGUGGAGGCAGUAAUGGGGCGCUUCCCGCAGCUCCUAGACCCCCAGCAGUUGGCGGCCAAGAUCCUCUCCUACAAAUCCCAGCACCUCAAUGGGUAAGCCAGCCCUGGUGGCAGGCAGGGUGGCCAUAUCCAGCCUCCAGGGGUUGCUGGGCUGGGCUUGGGCAGCCCUGAGGCCCAUAUUGGCGGCUGGACAGACGGAGGACUAAAGUAGGGAAGGGAACCCACAAACCAAAGAUACUGUAGGAUUGAUUCUGGCCCACGUGGCACCUCUAGCUGUCUGCCCAGUGGGUCAGAAGCGAUCACCCUGUUGAUACACAUUGUAUCUCUGUAGUUUAAGGAGACGCUGCCGGUAACGGCCGUCGGUCCGUGGCUGAUGCCCAAACCCUCUUUUCUCUCAGAGGCCUGGGCUGGGGGCCCUGUGCACGGCCCCCUACCUCCGCCCCGUCCCUGGGACGCUGGCCUUGGCUGGCUAGUUGGGCACCAUGUGCCUGCCCUCUAAGGGCCCCUCCUCUAAGCCAAUGAGGCCUCAUCCGUGCUCUGCCGGCACGAGGCUUCAUGUUAGUAAGCAAAAUGCUUCUUAAUAACCCACCUCCUGUCCCAAUGUGUUCACUUCGCUGCCCCUGUUGGGGGUGAAGGGCCUCUGUCCUCACCCUCUCUUCCUACCCCUUCCUCUGUACUGUCACCUUGCCCUUGCCCAAGGGUGGGGGGAUGUGUAUAUGUGUAUACAGGUAUAAAUGUAAAAUACCCUCAGUGGAAAGUCUGUAUUUCCCACAGCAUAUCAAUAAAGUAAAACAUGAGCCCUUUUGAGCGGUGAUCUGUCUUUGUCGUGUUUGGAGGGUUGAGCUGGUCUGGGUGGCAGAAGCUCAGCAGGUGUGCCCCUCUGACCUGCCUUAAGCCCACACCAGCUCUCGGACCCCUUCUCUGGAACAUUUCAGGGGCCCACCAAGAGUGCUGUCCGUUUGGGGCACAGGUAUCUUUGCUGAGGCCUUGGGCUGGGGCUUGAUAGUCAAGAAGAAGGAUGUGGCCAUUCAAGACAGAAGACACAUGGGUGGGGGCGGACGAGCAAAAGUUAGGAAGCAGAAGUGUAAGUGGGCUUCCAGUCCUGUGGCAGGAGCCCAGGAAGGGUCUGUUUCCCUUUUCUGUGCUGUAACAAGACCGGAGGAAGGGGAAACCUGCCUGCAGAGAGAUGGUGGCUUCUGGAGCGAUGGAUUGGAUGGAAUGUGUGUGGAGGCCUUGGACACUCAGCUCUUGGCCUGUCCUCCCAGCUAUUACUGCAUUCUAGACUCAGGCCUGCAGACCAGGGGAGUGCUGGGGCAGGAGCAGCCUGGAGAGGCAGCCAUGGAUGGACACAAGAGGAGGAAGACACGCUUCCGAGCAAGAGGUCAGGGGUCAUGGUCCCAAAUUCAGGAAAUGGCUCUGCCACUGAUUAUGUCAGCUGCGGCAAGUGACUACCCCCCUCUGGGUCUCAGAUUCCUCACCUAUGAAAUGGUGAUAGUCAUGGUGCCUACCUCACAGGGCUGUCACAUUACAUGAGAUAGUACCUGUGGAGGCCAUGACCCAAUCCCUGGCACAUAGUAAGUGCUCAUUAAGAGGUGGCUGGUGUUACUCUCCGUGGAACGGUGUUUCUACCUCCACACUUCAACCUCAUCCGACCUGAGAAGGAAAGAGGCUGCGCAGAAAUACGUGUCUCUUCUUUUGCAGAUGAAAAAAUAAAGUGUGAAAGUUAAGUGAAAAGUUGGGCUGUCAAAUGACCCCCACAUAAACAUCAUCAGAAGAGAAAAUAGAAAAAAAAAUUUUUUUUAAUAACUGUAUCUUUGAAUAUCUCACCUAAUUUGUCCUUUUUGUUUAUGAAGCUUUUAUGGCAUCUGUAUUUUUUUUGGAAACCGCUUUGCCGCAGAACAGCUGUGUGGCAUGUUGGGGAAGCUUUUAUAGUUGUCUGUAUUUUAGAAACUGCUUCCCCAGGUAACAGCUGUGCAGCACGCUGGGGAAGAUACCACACAAACGACCCCCUGCACACGGGGCCCCACCUUGUUCUGUACCCUGAACGUCCUGUAGAAGCCUGCACUUACAGCAGGGAUCCAUGCACAAGCUGGAAAUCAUUUCAGCCGACUUUAACUCAAAGCCUCCGCCCCCCACCCCAUCUGGUGCCUCCUCAGGAGGCUUGGUCUGCACAAAGAAAUGUUGCCUUAUUUAUAAAAUAUUUUUUUCCAAUCAAGAACUGUAUUCCAGAUUAAAAUGCUAUUAUUUAUGGCCCCUUGUUUGCUUUAUGGAAGCUAAAAUACUGGAUUGUCCAAUUCAUUAUCAGCUACCUGGCAGUGCUGAGUGACUUGCCCAAGGUUCCUCAGAGGAGACAGACUAGGGCAGGGCCGUCAGGGCUGGUCCCCUGGCCCCACGAACAUUGAGGAGGAGAGAUACAUUCUCAGGCCCCUGCAGGGAUGAGAGAUGGGGUACCCUCCACCCCACCCUUCACAGCCCUCUUAGGUCUACAACAUAUUCACAGAGGCAUCUUCCAGCACGGUAGCUGAGAUGGCCACCACCUCCCCCCGCCACACCUACUCAGCAGCAGGGGCCCCAGCAGCCCCAGCCUACCAAGUUCCCUCUGCCUCUGCACACUGUGGUGAGCAUGGAGGCCAGUAGCCUCAUGGAUGGCCUGGAAGGAGAAGUAGGGAGCUCUCUCACCUCUCUUCCUGUCCCACCAGCCAGAUGGCCACAGACCUGGCAGCUCACAUUUGCUUCUUGACCAUAGCUGAACUCUUGGUCAUUUGCUGCUUCUGCUUCCAUGUAGGGGCCUACCAGCAGGUGGUUAGUGGGCAGUAGGCCCAGGCUGGCUGUGGUCAAUGUCUGGAGGCUGUGACUGGCCCUGUGGUCCACUGACAGGCACUAACAAAGGAAGGCAGAGCCCACGUGGCAGCCCAGGCUAGGCUUGGCUUGGGGUGGGUUGAGUCAGUUCAUCCCCAGUCGGCCUGAGCCUGCAUCCUGUGCUUUCCCAGCAGAUCAAGCCAUCCAGAGUUUGGAACCUCCCCUCAAGCCUCUUUCUCAAUUUGACUUCUAGGCAGAGCCAUUCAGAGGCUGCCAGGCCUAAGGCCCAGGCUGUUUGUUUCCCAUGACUGGAGUUUUAACUUGGAAUUUCUCCCCCUACGCCUACUCUGCCCGCUGAAGCAGCUUAGGCUGGUAGCAUUCAAUCCCAGGGCCUCAGUUCCCCCACCUGUAAAGUGGAAACAAUGACCCUUGCCUCUCUAGGUUUGACAAGAAGAUGUCUCAGUUCACAUGGUGACAGCAGAGAGGAGGCAGUCUGGGUUCCAGGGCCACUCACUAGCUGUGUAGCCUGGGCCAGUGUCACACACACCCUCACAAAGCCUCAACUCCCUUGCCAGCCUCCCAAGAUGGCUGCCAGGUCCACAGGGGCUCAUGUGUGUGCAAGCUGUGAAGGAGAGGGCAACAGGGCUGGAAUGUGAUCCCUGACACGGAAGCUCAAGCCACUUAGGCGCUGGACGGGAUCAAACUCCGAGUGGCUGCCCUGCUGCUCUUUCCUGCUCUAGUUUUCCUGGUUCCAGGUGCUGAGAAGCUGAUGGGGAAACCAGUGAAUAUGCAAAUUCUGGUGUUGUUGGGAAAUGAUCCUGGGAGCUGACAGAGGCUGGCCUCCUGCUGCCCUUCCUCCACCCCCACCGCCUGUCUCAACCUGACAGCUCUCACCAGCAGGGGCUGACUCUGGGUUUUCUUGCAAGUCCUGUCUCCCACAACAAUUAACCCUGUCUUGGGGUACAGACUGUGGAAGCCAGGACAACUGUGGCCCAUUUAACCUCAGGAAACCUCAGGCUUCCCUGGCAGAGGACCAGUCCACACUGCAUGAAAUUCCCUGUCCUGGACGUCCCCGCCCACACUUCGUCCCCAUCUGCCCAGCCCACUUCUGCGGCCUGGGGGAAACCCGGCAGUCCCUAAGGAGCUGAGGUCCUAAGCGAGAAACAGGGGAGCUCUAAGGCUCCAGGGGGCAGCUCUCCCAAGGCCUCCCAGUGCUGCUAACAUCCAAACACAGCUGGUCUCCUGCAGGGUCAGAGGGAGUACGGUGGCUGGGAAGACCACUCAGUGCCACAGCUGCCGCUUCCUCCAUCUUCCUACCAGCAAAGCUCUCUGCUGGCCCUUCUCUCCUCCCUUAUGUCUCCUGGAAAAGCCAGGGUUUAGCACCCUAAAAAGUUUUUUUGUUUACCCAGAAGGAGCCUUGGUGAUACAAAGGCUAAGUGCUAGGCUGCUAACAGAAAGGUUAGUGGUUUGUUGAACCCACCCCACUGGGAGCUGAGAAGCUGAUGGCGAAACAAGUAAGUAUGCAAAUGCCGGUGUUGGCUCUGAGGGAGAAAGCCCUGGUGAUCCACUCCUGUAAAGAUUACAGCAAAAAAAAAAAAAAAAAGCCAUUACAGCAAAAAAAAAAAAAGCCCCAUGGGACAGUUCUACUCUGCCACACGGGGUCACCAUGAGUCAAAAUUGACUCCAUGGCACCUAACAACAACCCAGAAGGUCUUAACCUUGCAAGACCCAUGACCUGAAGGAGGUGCUGGGCAGGCCUCCAUCAGAGGCAAAGAAAGUGAAAAAAAAAACAGGACAGAUAUCUAGAUAUUGGGGGUGGGUGGACAUCUGGUCCCCAGGGGCUCCUGCCCCCAAAAGGCAGCCGAAGGACUCAGCACUUUUACCCCAAUUCUCAAACCUCAGGCUCAUUUUUAACCUAGACCAUAGCAGAGUGGGUGGAGCAGAGUAGGUGGAGCAGAGGGUGGUGAGUACGAGCCUGUUCUGGGGACCUUCAAGUUCAUGGGAAGGGUGUGGGAGAUUUGGCUAAAAGAGGCCGGAAGUAGGGCUCCACAGUUAAGGAAACUCAAGACAUCCAAGGCCAUGGCAUGUAAAUCCUUCCGGCUAGUUCCUGGAGAGGGGGAGGUUCCAGCUGUCAACCUGGGGUGUGACCUCUUGAAGCUCCUCUCCAGGCAGCUGCUGAUGGUCUUAAACUGCUCACCUGUCUAAGAAAUGGCUGCAACCAUAGAGGGGAGAGAAGGACCAGGCAACUCAGCCCACCCCACACAGAGCUGGGCAUAUUGCUGAGAGGUCACUGGGAAUGGUCCAAAGGCCCUGGUUCUGGCAGCUCUCCGGAGAAGAGCCUCGCUAAAAACCAGGGUGCUCGUGGUGCCCUGCCUGCCACCUGCUGGUACCUCCCGGUACUACUGCCUGUGAAGCAGGGGGCCUGCUAGUUCCCAGGGCCACCAGCACCGGCAAGGAUCUUGUGGAUCCGAAAACCAGAAUCUAAGGAGAGUAACAUGGCAAGUAAAGUGCUAAGGCAAAAGCUGGGAAUUCAUUCUUAACAGCAUUUGUAGGUCCACCCUGGAAAGCAACACCAGAGGUCAAAGCUACACCUUCUACAAAGUUUAAAGUGCCAGAAAAUUCCAGCUGUUCUGGGUAACAGAUUAUCCCAGAAAAGUUCAUAGAUAGGAACUGGAGAAAUAGGAAGGAAAAUGAGAAAAAAUACAAGUAUUCAUAUUUAAAGUAUGGCCUGAAGAAUAAAACACAAUGAUACACCAUUUUUUCAACCCUGUCAUUUGGGCACCGUCCUAUUGCUGGUGGAAGCAUCAGUGAGGGAGGGUCAGCUGCGGCUCCAGGUUACCUAAGGUACAUAUGCCCUCCGACUCAGCAAUCCCACUGCUGAGAAUUUAUCCUACAGGCACUCACGUGUGCAAAACAAUGUGUGUGAGGCUACUCACUGCAACACUGCCUGAAACAGCAAAAGAUGGGAAACAACAUUACCACCACCAACAGAGGAUUGCUUACAGAAAUUUUGGUAUAUGCAUGCAAGGGAAUAUUAAGUAGCCAGUAAAAACGAGGAGGCAGCUGUAUACACGGAGCGUUUUCUAAGCUAUAUUGCUAAAGGAAAGAGGCAAAGGGGAAAAAAAGCAAGGGCCUAACACUGUGGAUGGUAUGCUACCCUUUUUGUAAACACACACAUGUAUGCGUGCAUAUUGUUUACCUAUGUACAAAAUUCCUCUGGAAGGACACAUGGGGAAACUGGUAGCCGUUGCCUCUGGGAAGAGGAACUGGGUGUCUGAGGGACAGACAGGCUGUUCGCUGAAUAUACUUCAGUACCAUUUGCAUGUAUGCUAUUUGCAUGUGUUACUUAUUCACAUUAAUAAGUUCCCCUUGUCGAGAUAGAGAGAAGUCAUUGGUGGAGGGGUGGAGAGGGUUGUAUUGGUCAGGGGUCUUCAAAGUUCAUUUCUGUAUUCUAACAGUAAGAACUUGCCACAUCAUACGCACCCCCAACAUACAUAUAAUAAGUUGUUAACACACGGUUAGCUGCCAUGUUUGUAGGUCAAAACGGUCAAAUAUCAGCAAUUUUUUUGUGGGUCGACGUUUUAUUUAUAAAUCUUCUACAUGUACUACAGGACCAAUAUUUAUGUACACUGCAUAACACAUUCAAGAUGAGGAGCUAAAUAAGGCUAACCUUGAAAUUAAGUAUAAAUCAACCAUCUAAUAUCGGCUUCUCAUAACCCAUGGGCCCUCUGGCACACCCCCUCCCUUCGGGGACACUGCCCUAAUGAAUGAGGACCAGCAUCCACUCCACCACAGCCCGCUUCAAAGGUGAAAACUUUUAUUGGACAAAAGUAGUUUUUUUUUCAAGUGAAAAUUUUGUUUCAAGUCAUGAAGCUUACCGCUUAUCAAAUUCAGACACGAUGCUGCUAAUUUAGAUGGAUGCUGGAAUUCGAAUUCUAAUCCCUUCUUCUCAUCGUCUCUGCAUCUCGUGUUCACACCACCAUCUAGGCACAGAAUGUGACCCCACCCUGGGAGAAAUCAUGUUUACAAAGAAGCACAACACCCCUCCCUCUCCACUUUACCCAAACCAGUGCAGUGCCACACACUCAGGGCUUCAGACGCGCAUUUUCAAGCAAAAUAAUGCCUCAGUAAUUUGGAGUAAGGUUGAAGAGCAGAGGAGGCAAAAUAAAAGCAAAGACCAAGUCACAGAAUGUUUUGAAACAGCAUAUUUACUGCUUUCAAGUUUAGGCCAUUUAACACUUGUUUUCAUUCCCUUAUUAGCCACAUAGUAAGAAACGUCAAGCAUACUCUUUAUAGAAUACUUACAGAGUACUACAUCACCCCAGCACCCAAAGGCUCAACCCUGAAGUUGAAAAUAAUUCUCAUGCCUGCUUCCUACUCUUCAAAACUAGAUUUUCUUCUAAGCAAACGGUAUAAACUCAAUUGUGGGGAGAAUGUCUAAUCUACUUAAUUAUCAAUUUCUUAAACCACCCGAAAGGCCCUAAGGUCUAUGGCCUGUUCAGAUCAGUAUAACAGCUUUAAAGUCCAUUGCUCUCCCAACCGCACUGGCCACGUCCAACUUCAUCAAGUCCCUCCCCUUGCCCCAAAUGGCUUAUUUUUUCCUUUGUGGAUUGUUUCGGCUCUCCAUCUUCAACUUACAGAAUCUGAUAGUAUUUAGAACAUUUUGAGUUUGAUUAGAAUAAACUAGCUUCUCAGCCCCAUGAAACAGUAUACUUGAGACUCCUCAUGAACCAUGGGGCAGGCACAAAGACAUUAUAAGGCAUUUUUUAAUGUCUUAUAACUACCAAAAGGAGCAAAGGAAGUCCUAUUCCCAUCUUAGUGAUGAGGAGGCUAAAGUACAGAAAAAUAAAUUCACCCAGAUGGCAUGAACAAGCUGGUAUGGCUCCUCUCAGCCCACCCAUUUCCUCCUCUGUCCCUCUGGAUUACAGGAAAGGAAAGAAGGGAGGACAUAUCAUGGGAGUCAACUUCUUACAAUUAGGCCACAGCUCUUUAAACCAAUUCGUUUUCUGUCCUUAAGACAUGAAGCAAAGUACUGCACCAAACCAAAGCAACCCAGUGAAGGCAUGCCUGGAGGAAGUACCUUCGCAGAGGUCCCAGCAGUCGCCCCAGUUCAGGGAUCACUGAUGGGCUGCUAAGAUGGAGGGACUCAGGCCACACAGCAAACUCUCCCUACAAAUGCUAUCGAUGGGUACUGUAAAGGUAAAUGCCACCUCAAUUAAUGUCUCCCUCCAUGUCAGCACAAUUGUACUUCUUGGUUGGUAAUACACUUGAUCAAAGUUAUUACCUCAGCCUUGUUCAGAGUCACGCAAUUUUAAUUUAUAACUGAAGGAGUUACAAAUAUCACAAGGAUGGUAGGCAGGGACCCCUUGGUGUUUUCUAAGCCACCCAAUGUAGGGAAACUAAGCAAUCUCUCAGGACUUGAAUAUCUCCAGUAUUCCUGGCCAACAUACAGGAAAAUUGGGAGGUCCCCUGAUCAAUGAUUAAACUUUAUAGAGAAAAGAAGUAUAAGGCAAGCAGCCUGUUUCUAACCAAGAUUAUAUAUACACUCGAGUAUGUACAUAGACAGAUAUACUUUUAAAUAAUACAUCUUUUUAAGAGUACUACUACUAUGUCUCUAGCAAAUGCCAAACUAUGAGAGUCAGAAGUACGUGAAGGUUUUCUGUGUGUUUUCCUAAGAGGUGUCCUACCUCCCCCGCCCCAAAAAGAAGACAAAGAAGGGUACAGAACACUUCAGGUUUCCAUUGCUGCUUUGUUUUUUUAAAAAAAAGAAUAAAUAUAAGAAACUGUUUCCCUAAAAAACUCUGACAUUGAGUUUUGCUACCAAAGACAGACAUCUAAAUAGCCAGAGUCAAAAAAAAAAAAAACGUUUAUUUGAGAACAAGAGUAGUGAAAGCCUUUGC
Molecule: messenger RNA, 11079 nt
Organism: Loxodonta africana (African savanna elephant)
Lineage: Eukaryota; Metazoa; Chordata; Mammalia; Proboscidea; Elephantidae
Gene: ZC3H12A
Product: zinc finger CCCH-type containing 12A
Exons: 6
Coding region: 678-2477 (599 amino acids)
Biological process (GO): 3'-UTR-mediated mRNA destabilization
Cellular component (GO): cytoplasmic ribonucleoprotein granule; nucleus
Molecular function (GO): mRNA binding; RNA endonuclease activity; metal ion binding
Source: RefSeq, a predicted model, not a curated record